AUGGCACUGGUGCGGCCGCUGCGCCACGUGCGCCCCGUCCGGGCGGGGGCGGCGGCGGCGACGGCCGACACCGUGCUGACCGCCCCCGCGUACGCCACCGCUGGCGCCCCCGGCAGCCCGCGCCUUUUGAACCGGCAGCUGCAAACCAACCCCCUUAGCACCUUUGCGGACCUGGCGGCGGCAAAGGCCGGUCAAUGGGACCUGUGGCUCGCCGCGGCGGUCGACCGCAGGAGCUGGGCGCCUGCCGCGGCGGCGGGCGCCGGCCUGGCGCUCGGCCUGGGCCUAGCCAACCCGGUGUCCUUGCUGGCGUCGGGGCUGCCGCAAGGCGUCCAGCUCGCGUUAUGGCGGGCCGUGGGCGUCGACACACACGGCCUGCUGUGGGGCGCUCUCUUCGCGGCGGCCGCGCUGGCGCCCGCCGCGUACGCGGCGCGCGCCUGGCUGACGGCGCAGGCCGCGCUGGCGCGCGGCGCCGGGGGCGCGCUGCUGCGGCUGCGGGCGCUGCAGGGGCGGCCGGGGGUGGCGCAAGCGGCGGCGGCGGCGGCCGGCAGCAGAGGGUUGCUAUGGGGCCUGGCUGCGACUCGGGCCGCGCUGCUCGUUGCUGUGGCGCGCGCGCUCACCACUGGCGCGGCCCUCCCGCUUCCGGCGGCGGCAGCGGCGGCGGCUGCGGGCGUGGCGGCGCUGGUGCUGGCGUUUUUUCCCCAGGCGCUGGCAGCGGCAAAUGCCGUGUCCCCUCCCGCGCAGCAGCAGCAGCAGCAGCAGCAGCAGCGGCAAACGGCAGGUGAAUCGCGCUCGGCCCCCUUGUCCGUGGCGCUCGAGGCUGCCUGGCUCGCCGCCACUGCGGCCGCCGCCGCGCCGGCCGGCGCGGCCGCGUGGCUGCCGCUGGUGCUGGCCUCGGCCGCCGCGGCGGCUGCGGCGCUGUUCGGGAUGCACGACGCGCUGCUGCGGCCGCGGCUGGCGGCCGUCGCCGCAGAGGAGGGGGACGAGGCGGUUGUCCAGGUCAGCAUCCGGUUGGAAACAUCGUCGGCUGCGUUGGACGACACCCGCGACACCAUCCGCAGCGGCCUGCGCGUGCGCGUCGGCGCCCCCGCGGAGGGCGGCCCCGCCACCGCCUGGGCCGGCAGCGCGGCCGCGGCCGCCGCGCUCGGCCCGCGGGCGCUCGACGCCUUGGUCGCCGCCCCCGGGUCGCACUGGCGGCCGCUGGUGCCGCUGAUCGAGGCGGCGCUGCCCGGCGCGCUGCUGGGGGAGGUCGUCUCCGUCCCCUUUGUCAACGGCGGCGCGUCCUCCUCCUCCUAUGUCAACGCUGACCCAGACUUCCUGGCGCAGCAGGAGGCGCCGCUCUACCGCAACCGCGAGCUCUGCUGGUGGCAGCCGGCCGCUGACGUGGCCGCAAAGUUCGGGGGCCGCGUGCCGGACGCCGGCGAGGUGUUCCUGUUCCCGGUCAACGGCCGCGGCGCGUGGCUGUGGACCGCGGUGCGCGCGGUGGGGUCGGAGCAUGUCGAGCUGGACGCGAACUACGGGACAGAGGGGCAGGCGCUGGUGAUGGAGGUGGAGGUGGUCGAGAUUGUGAAGCGGCCGCGCGGGGGGCAGCAGCCCGCGCCAGCGGGGGCGGCGUGA
This is a messenger RNA of Monoraphidium neglectum, 1614 nucleotides long. RefSeq lists its product as hypothetical. The transcript has 4 exons. Lineage: Eukaryota; Viridiplantae; Chlorophyta; Chlorophyceae; Sphaeropleales; Selenastraceae. Bases 1 to 1614 code for a protein of 537 amino acids. The record is from RefSeq and is a predicted model, not a curated record.